Orbicella faveolata is the source of this 2364-nucleotide messenger RNA. RefSeq lists its product as uncharacterized. The record is from RefSeq and is a predicted model, not a curated record. NCBI's taxonomy places the organism in Eukaryota, Metazoa, Cnidaria, Anthozoa, Scleractinia, Merulinidae.
GAAGUUUGGGAUGGACCCGUGGGUGGAAAAUAACGAUAGCCAAAACGUCUUCCAAGUCUUGAUGGAGAGAGGUAAAUUCCAUGAUUUGAAAACUGUGAUCGACGCAAGCAUUAACAACGACAGAGAAUCUAUUCUUACAACUGACAGUAAGGGUAACAGCCUUUUACACAGUUUGUGUAAUCACAACGACUCUAGGGUGAUUCCAUUGAUCGAUGUUCUACUUAAACGCGGUGCUGUGGUGAAUGGACAGAAUAUGAAUGGUGACACCGCCCUUCAUAUUACCUGUAGGAGAAUAGUUAGUCUACCCCAGCGAAAGAGCGACAAUUGUGUGCUUCGAAAAGCUGUUUCCAAGCUUCUUGCUUAUGGAGCAGACUGUAACUUAACAGACAGAAGAAAGGUUACAGCAAAAAACAUUGCACGGCUGGACAAGAAGUUAUGGAAGGCCCUUGGUAGAGAUGUACGCCAACAAGAGCCACAACCUAUUUACCCAUGGAAGGAGCAAUCGCAAAACCAUCAUGGGCUGCUGUCUGCCGCUGCCAGGGGACAGAACUGCCAGAAAAUUUGGAACUACAGCUACAAUCUUCAGCCAAUUGGCUCGGGUUCAUUUAGUAACGUAUUCGCAGGGAUUAAUGUCGAGGACGGUCGAGAGGUCGCCCUGAAAAGAACUGACCCGUACCGAUUGAAAACUCGGCAAGACGAUAGAGAAGUAAGCAGUCUUCUCGAGCUGACAGAUUGUCCUCAUGUUGUGAGGUACAUCCAUUUUAAAAGAGAGGUUGAUUUCACUUGGAUCGUUUUAGAACUGAUGGAGGGUACGUUGGACGACCUUCUACUUCAGGGAAUCGCUCAAGAUGUAUUUCCAACGCUUUGCAUGGAUCUCCUGCAGGGAGUCGCGUAUCUCCACCGCCACAAAAUCUUGCACCGAGAUCUCAAGCCCAGCAAUGUCCUGUACUCAGGUGUACCCAAGCCAUGUCUCAAGAUUGCUGACUUUGGACUCAGCAAAAAGCUCGGCGCUGUCCAGGGAUCAAGUGUUCUCCACAGCAAUGCUGGCUCCAGAUUCUGGAUGGCCCCUGAGCUGCUGUUGUCAACGGGACACUUACAGCACACCUAUGCUUCCGAUGUGUUUGCUUGCGGUCUCAUAAUCCAUUACAUGCUGGCUGAGAGGCGUCACCCAUUUCAAGGAAGUACCUCUCAUGGCUGCCUUUCAAUUGCUGAUUGGAAUGCGGUUGAGGCUAACAUCUUAACCGGUAGCAAAACGCUGGGUCCAGAUCUUUCUGAUGAAGGUAAGGACGUACUGGCACGUUUACUAAGUCAUGACAGCAAGGACCGGCCAAAGGCAUCAGACGUUCUGAAGCGUCCUUUCUUUUGGUCCCAGGACAAAAAGGUUCGGUUCGUUCGUGCAGUGGCUAAUCAAAGUGAAAUUGGCACUUUUGGGGCAUGGGGAACUACGCCUUCUCCAGUAGAGUGGGAAAUCGAAACCAACUUGGCGUCUUUGUUCCAUCCUAGAUGGGAUUCCCUUUUUCCAGCCUUGUACGCCGAAAUGACAUUAAGCUCAAAAGGACGCCCCUAUAACACAUCAUCAGGUGUACAUCUUGUGAGAUUCAUCCGGAAUGCCUAUGCCCACGUUUCAGAUCGAUCCCGACCGACCAGUUUUCAGAAACUCCUUCUGGAAGAUCGGAUCUUCUUUAACAAAUUGCCGAGUCUUUUUAUGGUGAUCUUUAAGGCCGUGGAAAACGGUAACUGGCAAACAUCUCGAGAAGAGAUUAAAUCCGUCAUAAAUUCAGAUGACUAGAUUCUUUGUAGCGUCACGGAGAAGUUUGGUUUACAGAGACCGAGUUCAUUAAACAAUUAAACAGUUGUGUACAUUCAGUGAAGGGGAAUGCUCAGUAACAGUCUUCAUGUCCACUGCCACUAAACUUCUAUAACGGGAUUUUAAGAACUCUCUGAUCAAGCAACCCAGAAUUGAUUGAUGAUAUAAUGAUGGUGGUUGUUGCUAACGGUCUUCACGUCUUCUUGAAAGCCUGUAACAAUACUUGUGUGACGUGCGUUACGUUACAGCCUCAUCUUCAAACACGAGGGGAGGUACGAAGUUGAAUUUGUUGUAGUCGUCUCACGGAAUAUGGCAAAUAUCACCUCGACCUUGCUAUAUAGUGGCACUGUAAUGGAGGAAACGUCGAACAGUGACUUUUGCCCUAGUUGUUUUCCCUUCAGACCAUCAGGAACAGCGCCUUACGUUGAACAGUGUACUGCAGUGUGCUCGACCAAGUGUUUACUUUGAAUGUUCACUGACGCUGAAUCAGUUUAUCUGUCUGUGAAACUCCCCUUAUCCCUCAAUGUGCUGCUUGACCUUCUCAAGUUGUGAAGUAU